Molecule: messenger RNA, 1818 nt
Organism: Grosmannia clavigera kw1407
Lineage: Eukaryota; Fungi; Ascomycota; Sordariomycetes; Ophiostomatales; Ophiostomataceae
Product: RNA polymerase 1 specific transcription initiation factor
Exons: 5
Coding region: 1-1818 (605 amino acids)
Biological process (GO): nucleolar large rRNA transcription by RNA polymerase I; RNA polymerase I preinitiation complex assembly
Cellular component (GO): RNA polymerase I core factor complex; RNA polymerase transcription factor SL1 complex
Molecular function (GO): RNA polymerase I core promoter sequence-specific DNA binding
Source: RefSeq, a predicted model, not a curated record
AUGGACCUCGGCCAUGGCAGACGCGCGCUGCAUCGCUUUCGCAAGGGCGAGACAUGUGACGAUUGCAACGCGCGGCGCUGGUAUUCCGACAGCGGUUUUCAUUACUGCGAACGUGGUCAUCUGAUUGAAUCUUUUAUUCCCUUCGAUCAGGAAGACGAGGACAACUUUGGUGGUGGCGGCCACGUCGCUCGCGUGCAGAAAGAAACUCGUCAUAAGGAGGCGCGUCAUCUGUCAGGGAUCGCCGCCCGUGAGCUUUUUCUCGAGUGCCUGCAGCUGUUGCUACGCCGGCAGGUCGCGUGGCUGCAGCAGCGCCAGCAGUAUGCUGACCACGAUGAUGCUCCGCCUCCGGCUGCUGCGCUCGAGUCUGUAGUUCGCGACCUUUGGGAGCUGCGCGUCCGCGACUUUAACGGCCUCACGGUACUGUCGACCGGGACAUCGCGCGAGACAAGUCGCAGCCGUAGUCGCAGUCGCAGUCGGAGCCGCAGUCGCAGCCGGAGCCGGAGCCGGAGCCAGAGUGCAGGCAUCAUUGAUGGCGACGGCAACACUGACGGAAUUUCAGACUUGGAUGAGGACAUCCGCACGGUGUACAGCUCUCAGCCGGACAGCGACUGGGGAGGACACAACAGUGCCGGCGGUAUGUUUGGCGGCCGGCCACAGCGUCGUGGCCUCAAGAAGCGAGUGCGCAGCAUGCGGCAGUGGAAGUCGGCACCAGACGCACGGUGGAACCUGCCGGCUGUCGUGGAGACGCUGGCACUCUGCUAUCUGGGCGGCGUGUUGCUGCGGCUGCCAUACCGCUUGGGAGACUUUUUCCGCUGGGCAAAGAACGAUCAGAUUCCCUUUUUAGGAGCGAUCGGCUACAUGCCCAAGGCUAUGAGGGAGCGGUUGCCACCGGGGUAUCAGGCUACGCUGCUGAUGCGCAACACCACUUUUGAAGGCGGCAGCCUCCACAAAACUGUGUCCUACCUAGCACGUGGGUUCUACAGCAACCAUGCGCUUCGGUUUCCUGGCCUCAAUGUGCCGCCUCUUCUCUGGCGCUGGAUGCGCCAGCUGGGACUGCCAAUCGAGGUCUACGUGGGCGUUCAAGAGAUAGUGCGGCUCUCCCAGGAGGACUUCUGCUACCCAUUGGAGCAGCCUGGCUUUACCUGGUUAGACCACCCGGACGUUUUCCUCUUGGCGAGCAUCGUUUUUGUCACGAAGUUGCUCUUCCCAUUCCGAGGCCACGAACAAGGCACCAGUGUCGGCGCAGCAGAGAUGAACCCCAGCGAGGGUGGAGGCCCAGCCAGAUCUGCCGCCCUCCACAUGGAUUGGCAUAGGUGGCAGGCUAUCUUCCGCGAGGUUCAGGAUCCAUCAGAGCCCACUGAGAAGCUGGAUAGGCGGGAGAUGGAGAAGUUGCGGUCAGCCGAUGCCUGGCGCAUGACUGGAGAUCAGGUGGACGACUAUCUCGACUGGUACCAGGAAGUCCGCCUCAAGGAGAGAGACGACCACCGUCAUCUCCUGCGUCUGUUCCCCCUUCAGGACACACGGCCACCCCCCGUGGUACAGGAGGAGUUUGAGGAGUCUAUCGAUGAGCGCUACCGUCAGGUACAAGGAUCAUGUCUUACGACGGCAGAGUCACCAUUUGGCCGCAACGUGGUAUACUACCGGCAAGAAAAGGACUUGCCAGAAACCGCGCAAGCAUUCUACAACAGGGCAGCCAGCUUGGGAGGUAUCACGGUCCAGAUCCUGGUCCGCAGUGUCUACAAAUUGGAGCGGCGAUGGAAGGCGUGGUCCAACAUCAAUGCUGCUGGCACAGAGCUGGCAAUGAUGGUGGAUGAAUAG